This is a messenger RNA of Microstroma glucosiphilum, 1151 nucleotides long. RefSeq lists its product as hypothetical. The record is from RefSeq and is a predicted model, not a curated record. Bases 323 to 934 code for a protein of 203 amino acids. The transcript has 2 exons. Lineage: Eukaryota; Fungi; Basidiomycota; Exobasidiomycetes; Microstromatales; Microstromataceae.
AGCGUCUGGCCAGUAGUGGCCUUGAGGCCGCUAGCAGGUUGUGGCAUGGUCGCAAAGCCGCCCUAGAGUCGAGGAAACGGCAUAGCCCGUUUCUGAUUCUAGGACGCCACACGGCCUACUGAGACACCAACACCUCAGGGUGCGCAAAACAAACAGAAUGACUAGGCGAGAGGUGUGUGGACGAGGGCAAGUCACUUAAAGAGGUCACGAGCUCCUCUCUGUGUUUCCCUCCCGACUCUUUUGGUUUUCACUAUCUUACCUCCUCAUCAUAACGUAUGAACGCCUCCUUUCAGCAACCCCUGCAUUUGCUUUGGAAUCGACUAUGCGCUACCUCGCCAUCGCAAUGACGGCUGUCCUUCUAGCAGCCGCCGUCACUAGUGCUGCACCAGUAGAGGUCUCGGAAUCACAUCUGCAAUCCACAUGGCAUAGAACCGCGAAUGCGAAGAUACAUGAUGCGGAUCUCCUCCGAGCGCGAAGUGGUGCGAGCGUUGAUGUGAAAGACGUCGGCUCCGGCCGUGGCAAGAGAGCCAACGUGAAGAGGAUGGCAGCUGCCUCUGCAAAGACGACGACGACGACGACGGCGAAGGCGACCACUACUAGCAAGGCAUCCACUACCCAAGCGACAAGUACCUCCAAGACGACACCAAGCUCAACCUCAACUUCAAGCACAAAGCCAAGCAGUACCACCAAGCCCGCAUCCAGCACAUCCACCAGCAGCUCGACGUCUCGGGCUACUAGCACGACGAGCGCGACAAAGACGGUCGUGACGACGACGGUCACUGUCACAGUAGUAGGGACAGGGACCAAGGCAGGCUGCUCGACCUCGACCCAGUCUUCUGCUAAGCUCUCCAGCGCGACGACGACGACGACGAAGUGGGCUACGACACAGAUUGCUAUUGGCUGGUCAGACCUUCUUCCUGUCAAAUCAAGAUGACGCUGAUACAAAAAAGGGGGGAAGGGGGGGUUCUAGACUUCGAUUUCGACUUUACUUGACCGUUUCUGCGCACAAAUUCCCAAAUUUUAGCCCAUCUUGCAUGUAUAUACAUACACCCAUUCACACGCACUGUACUCUCUAAUGUCACCAUUUGGAAUCGUUUUCAAUCUGAGUCGUCACCCAAUCUAUUUUGUGAGAAAGAAGAGCGCUAGAUGAC